GGCCGCGGUGAGGAACGAGCCGUAUAGCGUCAGACGAGUCCGUACGCCCGCGCGCACCACGCGUCCCGCGAGCCCGCCCGCUCUCGCACUCGCCCGCCGCUCGCCCCGCGUGUGUGUAUCACUGAAAAACUACUCUACGCAUAUCAAACUGCACCAACACAUAUCUUAACAAAGUUUGUGACGACUCGCCCACCGGAUCACAGUUUAAUAACUAUGUUCGACUGAUUAUCAACAUUGUGGCAAUGAAUAAGUGAAAACUAUAUUAGUGUUAAGUUAUUGUGUUAUUUAGACAUAUCUAUGCUACCAUAUCAACAAUAAGUGUUAAUUGUAGUGUGUGUGAAUUAGUUUAUUAAGUGAGUAAGACUUCAGUGAAAAUGUCUGAGCGUUUCAAGGUGACGAAGUUCGAUGAUCCCUCAGGGAAGACUUAUAAGAACUAUGGAGCCACGUCGGCGGAAAGCGACGUAGAACUUAAAGGAAAGCUCCUACAAGACUCAGGUGACACGGAUGAACAUGGCCUGCCGAAAGACAAGGACAAGGCAUAUGACACCAAUCUCUAUCUCUACCAUGAGGAGAUGGAAGAUCGCCCUCGCGCGGCCACGUUCCUCAGCUCGCUGGCGGACUACUCCAACACCAUUCCGACGGCGUCGGCGGCGGAUCCCGACGCUGCGAAGCCCGCGCCGCCCGCACGCAUGGGCACCCUCAUCGGCGUCUACCUGCCCUGUAUACAGAACAUCUUUGGCGUCAUCCUCUUCAUCCGUCUCACGUGGGUGGUCGGCACUGCCGGCGCUAUACAAGGCUUCUUAAUUGUACUUACUUGCUGCUGUACGACCAUGCUGACGGCGAUAUCGAUGUCUGCGAUUGCGACGAACGGCGUGGUCCCGGCGGGCGGAUCGUACUUCAUGAUCGGGCGAUCACUGGGCCCCGAAUGCGGCGGCGCGGUCGGUAUGCUCUUCUACACCGGCACUACUCUCGCCGCCGCCAUGUACAUUGUCGGCGCCGUCGAGAUCGUACUGACGUACAUGGCCCCGUGGAUGUCGAUUUUUGGAGAUUUUACGAAGGACCCUGACGCAAUGUACAAUAACUUCCGCGUCUAUGGAACGGGACUCUUGCUUAUAAUGGGCAUGGUGGUGUUUGUCGGAGUGAAAUUCGUGAAUAAAUUCGCAACUAUCGCCCUCGCUUGUGUCAUCCUCUCUAUUAGUGCUGUCUACGCUGGAAUCUUCGUUAAUUUCAACGGAAACACUAAACUUCAAAUGUGCGUUCUUGGAAAGCGUCUGCUCAAAGAUAUAAACAUAGACAACUGUACAAAGGACGUCGGCGGCGAACUCCAUCAAUUGUUCUGCCCCAAUAAUCUUUGCGACCCCUACUAUGCGGCACAUAAUGUUAAUAUUGUGCAAGGAAUUAAGGGUUUAGCUAGCGGAGUUUUCUUUGACAAUCUUCAAGAUUCAUUCCUCCAACUCGGACAAUAUAUCGCUUACGGCAAGGAACCCGAAGACAUUGAACAAAUGGAGAGACCUACUUAUAAUCAAGUGUAUGCCGACUUGACAACUACUUUUACCAUUCUAAUAGGAAUAUUCUUUCCAUCGGUAACUGGUAUAAUGGCGGGAUCUAAUCGUUCUGGUGAUUUGGCUGACGCUCAAAAAAGUAUCCCGAUUGGAACCAUUUGUGCAAUUUUAACAACUUCGACGGUCUAUCUAUCUUGUGUCUUGCUCUUCGCGGGAACUGUUGACAAUCUAUUGCUUAGAGACAAAUUUGGUCAAUCUAUUGGAGGUAAACUGGUUGUGGCGAACAUGGCUUGGCCAAACCAAUGGGUGAUCUUAGUCGGGUCAUUCCUCUCGACUCUUGGAGCUGGUCUGCAAUCAUUAACUGGAGCUCCUCGUUUACUGCAAGCAAUUGCCAAAGAUGAAAUUAUACCUUUCUUAGCACCUUUCGCGGUCUCAUCUAGCAGAGGUGAACCUACCAGAGCCCUGCUUUUAACAAUGUUAAUUUGCCAGUGUGGUAUUCUCCUUGGCAAUGUUGACAUUCUCGCACCACUGCUGUCGAUGUUCUUUUUGAUGUGCUACGGCUUCGUAAAUUUGGCUUGUGCCCUACAAACUCUGUUAAAGACACCUAAUUGGCGCCCCAGAUUCAAAUAUUAUCACUGGUCUCUAUCACUCGCUGGUUUGACUUUAUGCAUUUCAAUUAUGUUCAUGACGUCAUGGUUCUACGCUUUGAUCGCCAUGGGUAUGGCCGGUCUUAUCUAUAAGUACAUUGAAUAUCGUGGAGCGGAAAAGGAAUGGGGUGAUGGAUUACGCGGUCUUGCCUUAUCGGCUGCGCGUUACUCAUUGUUACGUCUAGAAGAAGGUCCUCCACACACUAAGAAUUGGCGGCCACAAGUUUUGGUCCUUGCAAAACUUAACGAUGAUUUGAAUCCUAAAUACCGUAAAAUGUUAGCGUUUGCGAGUCAACUUAAAGCAGGCAAAGGAUUGACAGUUUGCGUGUCUGUGCUCGGUGGCGACUUCCCUCGGCGUGCCGGUGAAUCGCUGACAGCCAGACAAAAUCUUCGGAAAGCCAUGGACGCAGAAAAAGUUAAAGGCUUCGUAGAUGUUCUUGUAUCCCACAACAUUGCUGAUGGGCUUAGUCACUUCGUCCAGACAAGUGGAUUGGGAGGGCUCAAGCCAAAUACGGUAAUACUUGGCUGGCCUUACGGCUGGAGGCAAUCGGAAGACAAGCGAACUUGGGAAGUGUUUCUAGAUACUGUGCGCGCUGUUACCGCUGCCCGAAUGGUCAUGCUUGUACCGAAAGGAAUAAACUUCUUCCCUGAUAGCACUGAAAAGGUUGCUGGAAACAUUGAUAUUUGGUGGAUAGUUCACGAUGGUGGUAUGUUGAUGCUGUUACCAUUCCUGCUGAAACAGCAUCGCACUUGGAAGAAUUGUAAGAUGCGCAUUUUCACUGUCGCGUUGAUGGAAGACAACUCCAUACAAAUGAAGAAAGAUCUCAAGAUGUUCCUCUAUCAACUUCGUCUCGAAGCUGAAGUAGAAGUUGUUGAAAUGACUGAUAGUGACAUCUCUGCUUACACCUAUGAGCGAACUUUAAUGAUGGAACAACGCAACCAAAUGCUACGCGAACUCAGACUGAACAAAAAAGAAACACUCGGGAUGAUGCAAAAUUUGGUGGACUAUCAUGAACCAAACGCCGAAGAGAAGUUGCCUCUGGUGCAAGCGAUUGUUGACCAUCACCAUGCCGACGUAAAGACAGCCAGCAAGGUCCGAUUCGCGGAACCGGGAUCUGGUGAACCUGGUCCCGAAGAUGCACCUUCACCACCAUUGACGGAUAAUGACGAAAAGGACAAGGACGAUAAGGACGAAUUCAGAAGUAGUUUGUUGCACAUAAUCGAUUCAAUGUGGGACUCGCCCGAUGAACAGUCGCAGUGCGAGGGCGCGCCGUCCCCGCCGCUCGACGCCGACAGGAACAAAGAGGGCGGCGCCAACGGGGACGUCCUCAACUCAAAACCUAACCUCCCCAACAUUACGCCUGACGAGGGCACGGUGAGGAAGAUGCACACGGCGGUGAAGCUGAACGAAGUUAUCGUGUCACGGUCUCACGACGCACAACUAGUGAUACUCAACCUGCCCGGCCCGCCAAGAGACACCGAGCUAGAAAUGGAAUCCAACUACAUGGAAUUCCUGGAAGUGCUGACGGAGGGGCUGGAGAAGGUGCUGAUGGUGCGCGGCGGCGGGCGCGAGGUUAUCACCAUCUACUCGUGAACGCCUCGCGCGACGAAACACACAAAUUAUGGCAAUACUAAAUUAAUCUUAAUCGAUAUAAAUCGAUCUUAAUAUCGAUUACGCAAAUACGCGUCUCUACUGUAAUAGCUCUUUGUGAUUGUUCAAAAUUGACAUUUCUGUUAUUAAACAUUUAUUUAGGACAUUGCUCACGAAAGACUAUAGAAAAUUAU
This is a messenger RNA of Papilio machaon (common yellow swallowtail), 3934 nucleotides long. It is a transcript of the gene kcc, whose product is annotated as solute carrier family 12 member 4. Gene Ontology annotation, biological process: chloride transmembrane transport; chloride ion homeostasis; potassium ion homeostasis. Gene Ontology annotation, molecular function: potassium:chloride symporter activity. NCBI's taxonomy places the organism in Eukaryota, Metazoa, Arthropoda, Insecta, Lepidoptera, Papilionidae. The coding region runs from base 375 to 3743 and encodes 1122 amino acids. Gene Ontology annotation, cellular component: membrane. The record is from RefSeq and is a predicted model, not a curated record. The transcript is spliced from 22 exons.